AUGCCGCCCGUACUUAUCUCAUAUCCCUUCCCCCCUCCCCACCGCCCCGCUGGCGUGGUGUGCCCGACGGGAGCGUACUGCGUGGUGGACAGCGGCGGCUUCCCCUUCUGCAAGUGUCUGAGCGGGGAGGGCAUCAUCAACAGCGGCGCGUGCAUCGGUGCCAUGAGCUGGAAGACGGUCGGCACGAGCGUCGUUCUCUACAACAAGGCCUCCUUCGCCAACUCGCCCGCCACGCUCGCACCCGCCGUGCUGCGCGCGCCAGCGCCCAACUCGUCGGUGUGUCGGGUCGUUCCAAAGGGCUUUAACGGCACGGUGGGGUCGCUGCGGAUUAUGUGGAACGUGGAUGACGGCGCCAAGGACCACCUCAUGUGCGGCAAGCUCGUCUUCUGGGACAAGCCCGACUGCUCGGGUUCUUCAUUUGUGUAUGAGAUUCCCGGCAAGUGGACGGCAGCCAAGGCCGACAAGUUCAACUACGCCACCACCAGCGUCAAGCGAGUGGCCGUGGUGCAGCACCGUUGCAUUGGCCUUGGCUCUGCGUCUGCUGAUUGCGUUGACCGCAGGUCCUUCUCGUGUCUGGCGUCCGUGAAGCCGCCUGAAACGGACCUCUCUGCCACGGCGGCAUGCCCGCCCAACUCCAAGUGCUCCCUCAAGAACAGCUCCUAUGCCGUGUGCACGUGCGACCCUGGCACCACCAUGGUCGACAAUGGCUACUGCGUUGGUGAGUCGUCGUCAUGUCGUGGAGUGGAGUGGAGUGGAGUGGAGUAG
Closterium sp. NIES-65 is the source of this 765-nucleotide messenger RNA. NCBI's taxonomy places the organism in Eukaryota, Viridiplantae, Streptophyta, Zygnematophyceae, Desmidiales, Closteriaceae. The record is from the annotation of a GenBank genome assembly.